CAUUGCUUACCUGUUGUUCAGGUCCAGCUGAUUCGAGUGAAAAUGAUUCAGUGAAGCGUCGACGUGAAAAGUCUUCCGACGUAUUCGACCAGCGCUAAAAACUAAGACUUUAUCCUUCUUUUAAUUAAAGGUCUAGUCACCUGGGUUAUAAAAGAAAAGUCUGGAUGGAAGAGGGUCUAAUGUGAGAGUUAUGGCCACUGAGAGCAAUAUGUCAAAUAUCUGCAACUACAGCCAUGAUGUCACCUUCUUCUACGGACAUGUGGGUAAGGUGAUCAGAGAGAAGUGGACCACACGAGACUAUGUUAUCAUCGGACUAGGCUUGACAGUUUGUUUGAUAGUGGUGCUGGCCAACCUGAUGGUGAUGGUAGCCAUCUUCAUGAACCGCCGCUUCCACUUCCCCAUCUACUACCUGCUGGGCAACAUGGCAGCAGCAGACCUGUUUGCAGGGCUGGCUUACACUAACCUGAUGCUGAACACAGGCCCCUGGACUCGGAUGCUUUCUAAGGAGCAGUGGUACAUCCGUGGGGCUUUGAUUGACAUCAGCCUGACUGCCUCUGUAGCCAACCUCCUGGCUGUAGCUGUGGAACGCCACCAGACCAUCAUCACCAUGCAGCUGCACAACAACAUGACAAAGAAGCGUGUGGUGCUGCUCAUCAUCUCCAUCUGGGUUGCAGGAAUUAUCAUGGGUCUGGUGCCAUCACUGUUUUGGAACUGUGAAUGUGAUCUCGAUGACUGCUCUACUGUUGCCCCCCUCUACAGCCGUCGCUUCUUAAUUUUCUGGGCAGUUCUCAACCUACUCACCUUUUUGAUUAUGCUGGUCAUUUACGCUCGCAUUUUCUUUUAUGUGAAAUGCCAGAGUCGGCACACGUCAAACCACACCUCAGAGGUACGACAUCAGACCUUCGUCAACCUGAUGAAAACCAUCUCUAUGGUUCUGGGUGCCUUUGUCAUCUGCUGGACACCUGGCCUAGUGACUCUCCUCCUGGACGGGCUGCUGGGCAAAGACAGCAACGCUAACAGCUAUGAGAAGUACUGUUUGGUGAUAGCAGAGUGCAACUCUCUGGUGAAUCCGAUAAUUUAUUCCUUGCGGGAUGCUGAGAUGCGGAGAACGUUCAAGUGGAUCCUUUGCUGUUUGUGUGGAAAAGGUGUCUGUCAGCAGAGGGAUCCUUUGUCAACAGUAAUUGACUCUCCAGUAAAAAAGGUCUUUUCUGAAGAUAACCAAAAUGCAGACAGCGAACUCUUGGCUACAAGCUAGAAGAUCAGGUGCUGUGGAAGUCUUGUGACACAAACAGUAAAGAUGACAGGUGGACAGUAACUGGUAUGAUGGAAAAUAUUAAAUAUAGUUACCCAAGUGUAAAUUUUUGUAAAUUUCAAGUUGAAGUUGAAAUAAAUUAAAAGAAAAAAUUUA
Molecule: messenger RNA, 1408 nt
Organism: Girardinichthys multiradiatus
Lineage: Eukaryota; Metazoa; Chordata; Actinopteri; Cyprinodontiformes; Goodeidae
Product: lysophosphatidic acid receptor 1-A-like
Exons: 4
Coding region: 191-1255 (354 amino acids)
Biological process (GO): G protein-coupled receptor signaling pathway
Cellular component (GO): membrane
Molecular function (GO): melanocortin receptor activity
Source: RefSeq, a predicted model, not a curated record